Messenger RNA from Aureobasidium musti, 1473 nucleotides. The record is from the annotation of a GenBank genome assembly. Lineage: Eukaryota; Fungi; Ascomycota; Dothideomycetes; Dothideales; Saccotheciaceae.
GGCGACACGUCGAGCACUACAACGCUCACCAUGACCGAGCCCACCCCAAUGCAGGCUGCGGCCAUUGCAUCUGGAGGCGGCAUCUGGGGUGAUCCAGCUGUCGAAUUGAGUACGAUGGGUGAUCAGCGACAAGCCUCGCGCGUUAAGAGCUUGGAGUUGACCCAGGAUGAUCUCAAACUCACCUCNGAAAAGAGCGGCAAUGCAAUUGUUAUGGGCUGCAUCGCUUUCAGUACUGGUAUCGCGUCUUUCCUUGCUGGUGUCAUUACCAUUGCCAUACCAAUCAUGGCCAAAGACCUUCGUAUCCCCGACAAUCUGAUUAUCGCCUUCCGCUCAUUCUCUGGUAUCGCGGCUUCAUUCUGCUUACCAUCGGCCGUCAGCCUCAUCAACGAAGUCUUCCCUCCUGGAAAAGAGAGGAAUAUCACUUUCGCCAUGAUGGGCGGAGCUCAACCNUUUGGUUUUGGUAUCGGUAUGGUCUUGGGUGGUGUGUUUACUGGUACUAUCGGCUGGCAAUGGGGCUUCCAUGUCGCCGCUAUCAUCAACUUCUUCAUGUUCAUUCUGGCCGCCUGGCAGCUUCCUCCAACUCCUCCCACUCACAAGCAGCAAAUCUGGUCACGAUUGGCGACUGACAUUGAUUGGCUUGGUCUGAUCCUUGCGAGCGGCUUCCUCGCCAUGCUGUCUUAUGUCAUCUCUGCUCUGACAGGCGACUUGACCGUGAUGAAAAAGCCUGUCAACAUCACUCUGCUCGUACUCUCUUUUGUCCUCCUUGGCGCGUUUGUUCUGUGGGUAGGUCGUCAGGAACGCUUGGGGCGACCAGCACUCAUCCCAAAUUCUCUCUGGCAACACAAAGGAUUCUCUUGCAUCUGCUUUAACGUCUUCUGCGUUUGGGCUGCUUUCAACGCAUUUGAGCAAUACGCCAAUUUCUUCUUCCAGGACGUCCAAGGCAACAGUGCAUUGGGCACUGCUGUGCGUUUCUUACCUGCGCCCGUGUCUGGAGCUCUGGCAAACAUUGGAGUCGGCCUGCUCGUGCACCGCAUCCGUGGAGACUGGAUUGUUGUCCUUACGAGCAUUGUAUCUGCCCUCGCUUCGCUCUUGAUGGCCAUCAUCAAUCCAAGAUGGUCAUACUGGCGCUGCGCCUUCGUAGCCCAAUUCUUCAACCCUGUCGGUGCAGAUGGCAUGUUUACUGUCGCCAACCUUCUCAUUACUUCCAUGUUCCCACCCAGCGAGCAAGGUGUCGCUGGAGGUGUGUUCAACACUAUUUCUCAGACUGGAAAGUCUGUCGGUUUGGCUUUGACGUUGCUUAUUGCUCAGCAAGUCACUGCAAAUUCUUCUUACGAGGAUAAGACGUCUCCAGAGGCACUGAUGCAUGGAUACAGAGCUGCUUUUUGGUUCUGUGUUGCUUUGAUUGUCGCGAGUCUUCUUGUCAGUGUUUGGGGACUCAGAAGGAUUGGAAAAGUUGGUCUCAAGAAGGACUAG